Fundulus heteroclitus (mummichog) is the source of this 1603-nucleotide messenger RNA. Its product is annotated as PDZ and LIM domain protein 3. The transcript is spliced from 7 exons. Gene Ontology annotation, molecular function: actin binding; muscle alpha-actinin binding. Gene Ontology annotation, cellular component: Z disc; adherens junction; stress fiber. The record is from RefSeq and is a predicted model, not a curated record. Gene Ontology annotation, biological process: heart development; muscle structure development; actin cytoskeleton organization. Lineage: Eukaryota; Metazoa; Chordata; Actinopteri; Cyprinodontiformes; Fundulidae. Bases 190 to 1137 code for a protein of 315 amino acids.
CAGACUGAACUGCGUUCCUAAAAUCUGAGCAAUUACCUCACUCCGGGGGUGGGCUCUGUCCACUCCCCUCCCCUCUAAGCCUCCCCACAGCACGGUUCAAAAUCUCCAUCACUUUGAAACGUCUCUACUCUGUAACUGGGAUCCCGGCCGUCUGCUGGCGUCCUAACCGCUGGGAGAUAUCAAAGGGCCAUGCCUCUCAGUGUCGUGCUGGAUGGGCCGCCCCCCUGGGGUUUUCGGCUGACGGGAGGAAAGGACUUCAGCCAGCCGUUGACCAUCUCCAGGGUCACUCCCGGCAGUAAGGCAUCCGGCGCCAACCUGUGUGCCGGGGACGUCAUCGUGGCCAUCGAUGGAGUCCCGGCGGCAGACAUGCUGCACAGCGAGGCCCAGAGCAAGAUCAAGGAAUGCUCCCAGCAGCUGUGCCUCACCGUGGAAAGGAACGAAUCAAGGCUGUGGUCCCCACGGGUUGUGGAGGAGGGACGAGCUCACCCGUUUAAAAUAAACCUGGAAGGAGAACAGCAGGAAUAUAAACCGAUCGGCACUGCUCACAACCGAAAGGCUCAGCCGUUUGUGGCAGCAGCGAACAUUGACGACAAGCGGCAGGUGGUCAGCACCUCCUACAACACUCCCAUAGGCCUGUACUCCUCAGGCAACAUCCAAGACGCCAUGGAGGGCCAGAUCCGAGGCCUGGUCCAUCAGAAGCCAGAGAGUCCCAGGACGCUGACCAGCAUUGAGGAAUCUGACGUGUACCGAAUGUUACAGAGAGACCAGGACGACCCCCAGGAGCCCCGGCAGUCCGGAGCCUUUAAGGCCCUGCAGGAGUUUAUUGACAGUGAUGGCACUCGACCCAUUGUGACUCGCACAGUGAAAGCCCCCACGACCAAACCCACUCCGCCCACAGGAAAUCUGCAGAAGCUGCCCGUCUGCGACAAGUGUGGGAAUGGGAUUGUUGGGACGGUGGUGAAAGCCCGAGACAAAUAUCGCCACCCCGGUUGCUUUGUGUGUACCGACUGUGACGUCAACCUGAAACAGAAAGGCUAUUUCUUCGUCGAAGGCCAGCUGUACUGUGAGAUCCACGCUCGAGCCAGAAUGAGACCGCCGGAGGGCCACGACCUCAUCACCACAUUUCCCUCUGCGUAGAUCCUUCCCCUAAUUAGCACAGGCAACAAACACUUCGGCAAAUCCUCUCAGGUCCUACAUCAGUUUCAUGUUUUCUUCUGCACUUUGUUGUUGUUGGUGCAAAAUAAUCAGAGCCGUGUGACGCUUCCCUAUGUAACAUUCUGACCAGUAAAUCACAUUUAGCAGCUGAUAGCGGCACUCUGUCGUCAUUUAAAUGGUGCAAUGGUAAUCGCUAUAAACAACCUUUUGUAUCUUCCAGAAAAGAGUUUGGGGAGAAGUUUUAUCCCAUAGCAUCCAUAAAAAUAUAUUUAAAAAAACAAAGCAAUGAAUAGUAUGUAUUAAAGCUGUCAUGCUGGCCUGACAGUAAAUGAAACAAAUGUAAAAAUCAUAUGUAAAGAGAUAGCUAAUUUCUAAUUUCUAGCUAAGGCCAAAUGUCCUGAAUAACUAAUGAUGAGCAAAUCCCCUUCAUUAAAGUUGUUGCAACUUA